AUGAAGAGAGAAAGAGAGGUUGAUAGCAUAACCAUGGCAAAUUGUUUGAUGUUACUUUCUAGAGGAAGUGAUCAAUUUGAAGCUACUUAUUCAUCUACCAUCACUUCAAAUGAUCGUGUGUUUGAAUGCAAAACAUGUAAUAGACAAUUCUCUUCAUUUCAAGCACUUGGUGGCCAUAGAGCAAGUCAUAAGAAACCAAGGUUGAUGGGAGAAAAUAUUGAUGGUGAAUUGCUACAUACACCCCCUAAACCCAAAUCUCAUGAGUGUUCUAUUUGUGGAUUGGAGUUUGCAAUAGGACAAGCUUUAGGUGGUCAUAUGAGGAGACAUAGAGCUUCAAAUUUGAAGGGAGAUAACUAUAUGCAUAAUUCUAAUAAUACUAUGAGUUCUAGUAGUGGUGGUGGGGGUGGGAAUAGUAGUUUUGAUUCUUCACAAAAGAUGAAAGGUAGAAAGAGAGUUUUGCUUUUGGAUUUGGAUUUGAAUUUGACUCCUUUUGAGAAUGAUUUGGAGUUUUUGAAGAUUGAAAAGACAACUGCAAAUUUGAUUGAUUAUUUGCAUUAG
Molecule: messenger RNA, 558 nt
Organism: Lathyrus sativus (Indian pea)
Lineage: Eukaryota; Viridiplantae; Streptophyta; Magnoliopsida; Fabales; Fabaceae
Source: the annotation of a GenBank genome assembly